CCUGGCAGCCAACGAUGGCCACAGCAUAUACGUUCUUUCGGCCAUUGUCGUCGCCGGGAGGGGAUCAGCUGCGACGGCCGGCUCGCUGCUCGUCAGCGCCCCAUCGGCGGUCGGCCAACUACCCUCCGAACUCCUGGGACUACGACUUCCUUCUACUGUCUCUCAACAAGCCCCGCCAUGAUCUGGUAAACCCUUCAAAAAUAUGGAAUUUUGCAGCUAGGAGCUUUGACAAGUUGAAGGCCGGCGUGAGGGAACGGCUGGUGACGGUGGGAAGAGGUGACGACCAGCCUGCAAUGCUCAGACUCAUCGACACAAUGCAACGGCUCGGUAUCGCCUACCACUUCGAUGACGAGAUCGUUGGUAUCCUCACCUCGAUCCAUGGUACCAAACCUCACCCGUGCAGCUGGGAGGAUGACGGUGAUGUGGCUUCCGCGGCCUUGAGGUUCAGGUUACUCAGGGAAAAUUUUAUCCCAGUGUCCGCUGCAGAAUCUCUGAAAACUCUCGCAAAGAAUUACCUCACACGCGCACUCCAGAGGGAUGAUAUCAAGGGACUACUCUCACUCUAUGAGGCAUCAUACCUGGCAUUCAGAGAUGAUGAAACAUUGGAUGAAGCAAGAACAUUUUGUGCCAAUGGUCUCAAAGAGCUACUGCCAUCGUUGGAUCCCCACUUGCAGAGUAGUGUGGUUCAUACUUUGGACAUUCCCUUGCAUCGGAGGUCUCCUAGACUAGAAGCAAGAUGGUUCAUAGAACACUAUGCUAGUGAUGUGAGUAAUUCCGACCCGUUGCUUCUCCGAUUUGCUAUGAGAGACUUCGAGAGGGUGCGAACAGUGCAUCAACAAGAACUUCAGAGACUUUUGAGAUGGAGGACGGAGAGUGGACUUGGUGAUGAGAAGUUUGGGUUUGCAAGAGAUCGUCUCAUAGAGUGCUUCCAUUGUGCAAAUGGAAUUGUCUGGGAUCCAAACCAUGGAUCAUGCCGGGAAGUGCUUUCCAAAGUUAUUCAUUUAGCCGCACACUUGGAUGACAUAUAUGAUGUGUAUGGAACCCUAGAUGAACUCAUCCACUUCACCGAGGCAAUUGGAAGGUAG
Messenger RNA from Triticum aestivum (bread wheat), 1085 nucleotides. Its product is annotated as alpha-terpineol synthase, chloroplastic-like. Gene Ontology annotation, biological process: terpenoid biosynthetic process. Gene Ontology annotation, molecular function: magnesium ion binding; terpene synthase activity. Bases 15 to 1085 code for a protein of 356 amino acids. Lineage: Eukaryota; Viridiplantae; Streptophyta; Magnoliopsida; Poales; Poaceae. The transcript is spliced from 4 exons. The record is from RefSeq and is a predicted model, not a curated record.